AUGCCCAUCAGACCCCGCCUCGCCGCGCACGGGCGCAGAGCUCGCCCCGACUCCUUGCGGCCCGGCCCGGCCCGGCUCGGCCCGGCGCUGCCCCGGCCCCCCGCCCCCCGCGCCGGGUCCUCCCCUCCCCCCGCCCGGCGGCCCCAGCCCCCCGCCCGGCCCGUCUCCGCGCCGCUCUCCCGCCCUCCUCUCUCCCUCCCUCCCGGCCGCGGAGCAGCAUGGCGGAGCCCGGGCAGCGGCCGCGCGGCCGCCCGCCGCCCCUCUGAGCCGGGCUUGGGGCAGCGGGCGCCCCAGACCCGACCCCCGCCCUGCCGCGCCCUCCGCCGCACUUGUCCCACUGCGCGCCCCCUGGAGCGCCGCGCACCCCUGGGACCUUUGCGUUCUCCGGGUGCCCAGCAUAACCCGAGAGCCUUGCGCACCCCGGGAUUCGGUACUGCCCCGGAACCCUGCGUGCCCCUGGACCCCUACGCAGCUCGGGGACCCCCGCGCGCCCCAAGACCCUGCGCGCCCUCAGAACCCCCGGGCUCGGCCAACAGGGCUGCGCGCCCUAGUGAGGGGGGCCCCGCCCCAGAGGGUCCCCCUCUUCCAACAGUCGGAGCCCCGCCCCAGAGGGACCCCCAGGUCUGA
Messenger RNA from Marmota flaviventris (yellow-bellied marmot), 627 nucleotides. The record is from RefSeq and is a predicted model, not a curated record. Lineage: Eukaryota; Metazoa; Chordata; Mammalia; Rodentia; Sciuridae.